Messenger RNA from Rhodotorula graminis WP1, 735 nucleotides. RefSeq lists its product as uncharacterized. The record is from RefSeq and is a predicted model, not a curated record. Bases 1 to 735 code for a protein of 244 amino acids. Lineage: Eukaryota; Fungi; Basidiomycota; Microbotryomycetes; Sporidiobolales; Sporidiobolaceae. The transcript is spliced from 5 exons.
AUGGCCCUCGCCUCGAGCCCGUUGUCUCCCGCCGCCGUCCUCCUUUCGCCCGACGCCCUCAAGCCCAUCGACCGCCUCGACACGCACCACAUCCACCACCGCCUCGACGCCGAGCGCGCAUCCACCAUCGCCGCCCUCGAGGACACCCUCGCAACCCUCGACACGCUCAAGCGCGAGCUCGUCAUCGCCAUCCACCGCCGCUUCGUCGCCCUCCGGAAGCACCACCGCGCGCACCUGUGCGCCCUCGCCGAGCACAACACGGCGCGCGAGCUCGCUCAGCACGACGCCAAGUCCGCCCUCGCGACCUUCCUCGCCCGCCUCGCGUCGACCUUUGCCGCCCUCCUCGGCCACGCACUACCCGCGCCCGCGCCCGCGCCCGUCCCGUCGCAGCUCAUCCUCCUCGACCCGGCCGAGCCGCCGCACACGCUCGACAUGGCCCAGCUCCAGGACCGCGUCCGCUCGCACGAGGUCGCGCACCGCGACGCGCUCGAAGGCAUCUACGCCACCCUCGACGCCCUGUUCGCGCACGUCGCGGCGCACCUCGCGCGCGGGUUCGAGCGCCGCGAAGCGAGCGGUCGGGCGGCGCUCGAGGGCGCGAUUGGGCGGUGCGAGGCGGGCGAGGUGAGGAACGAGGAGGACCGCCGGUCGAUCGUCAAGCUCGUCGAGGCGGUCCGCAGCGCGUUUGAGCUGUUUGGAGGAGGACGAGGGGCGAUGCAGCCGGACGUGGAGGCGUGA